Molecule: messenger RNA, 1778 nt
Organism: Cloeon dipterum
Lineage: Eukaryota; Metazoa; Arthropoda; Insecta; Ephemeroptera; Baetidae
Gene: L2HGDH
Product: L-2-hydroxyglutarate dehydrogenase
Exons: 8
Coding region: 198-1598 (466 amino acids)
Molecular function (GO): (S)-2-hydroxyglutarate dehydrogenase activity
Source: RefSeq, a predicted model, not a curated record
ACAGUGGACCCUCCACCACCAUCCACUAACUCUAGUACUCUAGUAUCCAACUCACAAAUCCGAAUCAGCUGACGAGGUCAAAGGACUCCAUUCAAUCUAAACAUCGAAGCCUCAAGAACGAUCCAGAGUGGUUGAGUUGCCGUCAUAUGGUUCGUGAUUCAGAUAAUGAUCCAAGCAUUCAGGUAGUUUAGAGCAACAUGACUUUCCUUCAAAUUCCAUACAUGGCGCAGAGGAACUUGGCAAAUAAAUUUGGCGCGUCAACACUUGGCUUAAGAAAUGUUAGAGGUCUUCUUUUAAGUCAAAAUGCAACAAAAGACUCCAGAUUUUCUUCAACUUCGACAGCAGCGCAAAAUAAAUUUGAUGUGGUCAUUGUUGGAGGAGGUAUCGUCGGGAUGGCCACAGCGCGAGAGCUCAUUAUGAGGCACCCCGACAUGUCGUUUGCUGUGCUUGAAAAAGAGCCAAAUCUAGCUGUUCACCAGAGCGGCCACAAUAGCGGGGUCAUUCACGCUGGAAUCUACUACACGCCUGGCACACUGAAAGCCAAAUUGUGUGUGGAAGGCUUCUUGAUGUCCUACAAAUAUUUUGAUGAGAAGAAAAUUCCAUACAAAAGAUGUGGCAAAUUAAUUGUUGCUACAAACAGUGACGAGGUAAAGAAACUGGAUGAGAUCAUGCGCAAGGGCGUAGAGAACAAAGUACCUGGCUUGGAAAUUGUCGAUGCAGCAAAAAUAAAAGAGAUUGAACCUUACUGUCGGGGCUUGAAAGCGGUGUGGUCCCCAAAUACGGGAAUUGUGGACUGGGGCUUGGUGACCAAUUACUAUGCAAAGGACUUCAAGGAGUUGGGAGGGCAAAUCUUCAACAAUUUCCCUGUUUCUGGUUUCAGUGAAACGGCUGAAAGCAGUAACAAUGAUGAAAACAAUCACUGCAUCAGAGUUACUGGGGCCAAAGGACAGGAGGUGCGCGCACAAUAUGUAGUUACCUGCGGUGGGCUGCAGUCUGACAGAGUUGCUCAAAUGUCUGGUUGCUCAAUCGAGCCAAAAAUAGUCCCAUUCCGUGGAGAGUAUCUUCUCCUGAACCCAGCCAAAAAUCACAUGGUGAAAGGCAAUAUUUACCCUGUACCUGAUCCAAGAUUCCCAUUCCUCGGCGUUCAUUUCACCCCACGAAUGGACGGCAGCGUUUGGCUUGGUCCAAACGCCAUUCUGGCCUUCAAAAGGGAAGGUUAUGGAUAUACCGAUGUGAAUUUGACCGACUUACUGGACACUAUCAAGUUCAAAGGCUUCAGGAAACUUGCUCUGAAGUAUGUUGGCUUUGGAGUGUCGGAAGUUGUCAAGUCAAUAUUCAUCUCCAAGCAGCUGAAGGAACUCCAAAAAUUCAUUCCAGAUAUUGAUGCGUCAGACAUUAGGAGGGGCCCAAGUGGAGUUCGAGCUCAAGCCAUGGACUCGAAUGGGAAUCUAGUGGAGGAUUUUGUUUUUGACUCUGGUAGCGGCCCACUGUCCAAAAGAAUUUUGCAUUGCAGAAACGCCCCGUCUCCUGGGGCGACUUCAUCACUAGCAAUUGCAAAGGUGAUUGCAGACAAGAUGAAAAACCAGUUUAACAUCUAAAGUACGGGUCUUCAACUUUGUUUUUGAUUAUAUUUUAUGCUCUUUGCACAAAUUAUAUUGUUGGUUUCACGGAUUUUAGUCAUGAAAUCAUAACUUAAAAUAUUUUAUACAAUAUUCUAGCAAUAUGAUUCAAUAAUUUUUGUGAUAAUUAAUAAAAAUUGCAGCUACAUUGGUCAUGAA